AGCAGGUCUAACCAGCUGUGUGCGGCUCCAGUUGGGCACUCACCUCUUCUACACAAGAUGGAUUCACCGGCACGUUCACAUACCUUUGAUGUUGUGCGUUGUUAUGAAGUGAGGGCGUGCUGAACGUGUGAGACGGGAGGAUUUGACUUCCUAAAAAUGUGAUGGAUCCCAAUCAGAGGAAGAAUGCAACGGUUCAGAGACAAGAUGCCACUGACCUCCCCGCGCCUCCUGCCGACAUUCUGCCUGCACCUCUACCAAAACGUGUCCCUCCCCCUCCACUCAGAACCAGACUGCCCAGUGCAUGUUUACCGGGUACACAAGGCCUUGCACCUCCUCCUCCUCCCCGCUCCAAAACACGAAUCCCCCUCCGCAACUGCAAAGAGCAGCUCUCCUUUGACCUCACUGGGCCCGCUCACAGACUGAAUCGUUCCCGAACAGAAAUACACGAUCAUGACCCAUGGACCAUCCCACUAGUAGACACCCCUCAGGGCAGCACCAAAAGGCUCGCUUCUUUUUGUGCUGCAACGUCCAAGCUAAUGUUACGCUACGGGCACGCAGACAGCCUUCAUAACUCGGGUGUGGUGUGGAGUCGCUUGUUACGGAUCCACCCGGACCUGCUGCAGCGGGUGGAGGUGAAUCUCAGCGUGGCCAUUGAGUGGGAUAAUCACCUGCUGCCCUUCCCCGCCACAGGGAACACGACCGUGAAGAGUCUGAUUGAUGAAAUCUCCCAGCUGCUCGACCUCACUCCCGGGCAUCGUUACUUAAAACUGUGCGACUCUGACGAGUAUCUCCAAAAUGAAGAGCUGCUGGGUAUGCACGAGACCAUUCAGACCUCCUGCAAGCUAAAACGAGUCGUCCCCCUCCGACUGCUCCACGAGAACAACCUCAGGCACCGCCUGUGCAGGGAUGGGGAGGACGACAGAGCGCCGUGUCAGCUGUACCGGCUCCUGCGUCCUGUUUGUGUCUUCAACACCUGCAAGUUGAGCCUGCAGGACGUGCUCAGCAGCUACAACAGAGAGGUGACGGGGCUGAUGAGAAGUAAGUGGGGGAUAAACGUCAAUACGCUCGAGUUCCGUGUUCGCUCCAUCUGCAAUCUCCUGUGUGGCCUCUCGUGUCAGGAGCUGGAGGACGCGAUCGGCCGGCUCAACAGAAUCAACCCCACACCUCUGAGUCACGAAGAGACGUCAGAGUAUGAAAUGGCCAUGAGCAUGCUCCACGGGGCGCUGCUGAAAGUGCUUCACAUCUUUUUUGACAACUUCCUGUCAGACUUCAGAGGUCAGGAGGUCACCAGCGACCUGCAAACAGUGGACGUGGAGGGCCACACUGAAAUCCUACGAUUCGACAUUUCUGCUCUCUACCAACUGCAACGCAACUGGCUGACCAAUUACGAAUGCUUCUCUCUUUCCUGUGAGUUGACGUACGGAGGAACUAAGAUCUGUGACACGGUCAUUUCUGAGAAUAUCAGCACCGCCUUGUCAUCCGGAAACAAGAUCCAGUGCAGCCGUGUGAUGGUGUUUCCUGUUGUCGUUAAUCAGCUGCCGUAUGAGUGCAUGUUGACAUUUCGCCUCAAGGUCUCCAAGCGAGGCAAGAGUCCUGAGCUUUUAGGCUGGGCUGUACUACCUCUCUACAGCGACAGGACUCUGGUUCAGGGGAACGUUCUGCUCAGUUUGUCCACACUGGCCGAGCUGCCUGUCCGUCCCUCCCCGGCUCUGUUUGAUGGCCACAGUCGGGCCAUCGGCGUCAUCCUGCAGCUUGAGUUUCCAAAUCAGCUUGAGUGGAGGUAUCAGAGGCCCAUCGCCCUCCCCGGCUCCUUGCUCUUCACUGAGCCCUGUGAGGCAUUGCAGAGGAAGAGGUUGAACGUCUCCAAGAAGCACUGCCUCUGCUUUCUAACACACAACGAGAAGGAGUUCCUCUGGGGUAAGCGUCACAGCAGUGACAAAGAAAAUACUUUUCUCCACCUGCUGCUGGGUGGAGUCCCCAAGUGGCGUCCUCAAGACCUGACGGAGAUCUAUACUAUUGUCGAGAACUGGACCAUCCUUCAACCCGAGGAGGCCCUCUUCCUGCUCAGUGACGAUUUUCAUGAUCAGACUGUGAGGAAGGCUGCAGUUCAUUACUUUGAGCAUCUUCAAGAUGGAGAGCUGGAGGUGUUUCUACCACAGCUGGUCCAGGCUCUGAGGAGCGAGUGGGAGUUGGAUGGCCCUCUGGUGAUGCUGCUGUUGGAGAGAUCAAUGAAGAACAUCCGGAUCGCCCAUCAACUCUACUGGCUGCUGGAGGACGCCCACACUGACCACUACUACCAGGGUUGGUUUAGUAAGGUCCAGGCUGCCCUGCGGCACUGUGGUGGCCGAGCACUGAGGCAGGAGCUGGAGCACGAAACCCGCCUGGUGUCUGCGCUGGUCCAGGUGGCUGAGAAGGUCCGCACCGCUGAAAAGGCUCAACGUAAGAAUAUUCUGAACAAAGAAAAAUUGAAGAUUGAUGACUUCUUCAGCGAUGGGAUCAGCUGUUGUCUCCCACUGGAUCCUGCGGUCCGUGUAAAGGCAUUGGACGUGGACGCCUGUUCCUUUUACAACUCCAACGCCGCUCCUCUCGGGGUCUCAUUCAUCUGCUCUGACCCUCUGGCCAAAAACAUUCGUGUCAUCUGCAAGACGGGAGAUAACCUGCGUCAGGACAUGCUGAUGCUUCAGAUAGUCCGCGUGAUGGAUGGCAUUUGGCUGAAGGAAGGGAUGGACCUGCGAAUGAUCACCUACAAGUGUCUCUCCACGGGCAGAGCUCAGGGCCUGGUGGAGGUGGUCCCAGAUGCAGUGACCCUGGGGCAUAUUCAGCAGGAGUGGGGUCUGGGUGGCACCCUUCGAGAAGACACACUGGAGAAAUGGUUCCACAUGCGGAACAAAACUAAGGAGGACUAUGACACGGCUGUGAUGAACUUCAUCCACUCGUGUGCAGGGUGGUGUGUGGCCACCUUCAUCCUGGGGAUCUGUGACCGCCACAAUGACAACAUCAUGUUGAAGCACAGCGGGCACAUGUUUCAUAUCGACUUUGGCAAGAUCAUGGGCAACGCGCAGAAGUUCGGAAGCUUUAAAAGGGACCGAUCACCGUUCAUCUUCACGUCUGAGAUGCAGCACUUCAUCACCGACGGGGGGCACAAGCCUCAGCUCUUGCAUGACUUUGUGGAUCUCUGCUGUAACGCUUACAACCUAAUCAGAAAGCGCUCUGCACUGAUACUCAGCUUGUUGGAGCUGAUGCUACAUGCAGGAAUGCCAGAACUGAAGGACUCGAGUGACCUGCAGUAUGUCCAGAACAACCUCCGACCUUACGACACGGACAAGGAGGCCACUUCCUACUUUACAAAGAAGAUCAAGGAAAGCAUGGGCUGUGUGGCAGUGAAGGUCAACUUCCUGACACACAGCAUGGGUCAAGGGAAGAAACAAGAUGCACAAAUCGGGAUAAGCGCCCCCUCUCCCAACACCAACAUCCAAAAAGCUUUCGUCGAGAGAUGCACCAGCAGGACCUAUCACCUCAAAGUAACCAUUGACGAUGGUUUUCUGAACAUUGACAAGACGUUUGGGCAGUUGGAGCUGAUUGAUAAGCAGCUGCAGAAAUACUUCAUUCAAACCAAGCUGCCUCAGUUUCCUCAGUGGUCAGUCAAGAUGUCAUUAAGCAUGAGUAGGAGGGUGUCCCUGCUGAACACGUACCUGAAGCAGCUUUUUGAGGGACCAUGCAAGGGAAAUGAAUUUGUGUGCAGCUUGUUCCUGGACGGCCCGAGCACAGCCCCGGCAAGUGUGGUGGCAGCAGCCCGUCCUCAGAUCCAGCUCAACAUUUCUUACACCGACUGUAAGCUCUCGGUCUUGGUAAAACACCUAAAGAACAUUAAGCAGGCAAACGGGGCCAACCCCAACGCCUACGUGGUCACGCAUCUGAGACCGGACCCUCAGCAGCUCUACGAGAGGAAGACGCAGGUGGUCCGCAAUAAUGACAACCCCACCUUCAAUGAGCUGUUGGAGUACAAUUCCAUCCCAGUGCUUCAUGGGAUGGUGCUGGAAGUGACGGUGAUGAGCAAGAGGGCCUUUGUAGCUGCUACCAACAUUAGACUGGUUGAAGAGCUGCUUGACAAGGAGAGGUGGUUCACCCUCGGGAACUGUUCAGUCUGACCUGGGAGCGCUGCACUGUACGUCUGCUGCCAGCAGGGGGUGCAACCUCACCGAGGGACAGAACCAAUCCAGAGAUUUCAUCCAAUGAAUGAGACAAACUCACCUGAGCAGUGUGCACUCUAAUUUAUACUUAUUCAUCAGACGCAACUUCAGCUCACUCCAGAGCUACACGGGUUGGCAUCGGUUGGUGUGUUUGGAUGACGUUACAAGACUGAGGGGAGGAGACUGUUUACUGUGGGAAGCAUCAUUUACCUUGUGUUUUUUUAUUUGUAUUUCAUGUCAAUCAAAUGAUGGAGUUUAACUAAUUAGUCAGAUGCUUUAAUGUGACCUUGGCGAUAGAUGAAUGAAAAGAAACUACUUGUUAGAGUUCUAUUUGCACAUCCGUUUGUACUUUAACUUUGAAACCUUUGAAGUGUGUGCGGUCAAUACCGUCGAUGUGAAGGAUUAAAGAGGAGGUGAUGCAGUGCGGUGA
Pseudoliparis swirei is the source of this 4620-nucleotide messenger RNA. RefSeq names its product phosphatidylinositol-4-phosphate 3-kinase catalytic subunit type 2 gamma (gene pik3c2g). Gene Ontology annotation, molecular function: 1-phosphatidylinositol-3-kinase activity; phosphatidylinositol binding; 1-phosphatidylinositol-4-phosphate 3-kinase activity. The coding region runs from base 162 to 4148 and encodes 1328 amino acids. Gene Ontology annotation, biological process: phosphatidylinositol-3-phosphate biosynthetic process; phosphatidylinositol 3-kinase/protein kinase B signal transduction; phosphatidylinositol-mediated signaling. Gene Ontology annotation, cellular component: plasma membrane; phosphatidylinositol 3-kinase complex; cytoplasm. The record is from RefSeq and is a predicted model, not a curated record. The transcript has 33 exons. Lineage: Eukaryota; Metazoa; Chordata; Actinopteri; Perciformes; Liparidae.